AUGCCUCAAGUCAGGAACCCAAUUCUUCCAGGCUUCAACCCGGACCCUUCUAUUGUCCGGGUUGGCGAUGACUACUACAUCGCCACAUCCACUUUUGAGUGGUUUCCUGGUGUUCAGAUCCACCACUCUAGAGAUCUCGCCAACUGGAAACUGGUCGUGCGCCCACUGACACGCAAGAACCAACUCGACAUGCGUGGCGAGCCUGAUAGCUGUGGUGUCUGGGCACCUUGUUUGAGCCAUGAUGGUGAGAAGUUUUGGCUAGUUUAUACUGAUGUCAAGCGCAAGGAUGGUUCUUUCAAAGAUGCGCAUAAUUACAUCGUCACUGCCACAUCUAUCGAAGGGCCAUGGUCGGAUCCUGUUUAUGCUAAUUCUUCUGGUUUCGAUCCGUCACUAUUCCAUGAUGACGACGGAAAGAAGUGGUUUAAUAACAUGACCUGGGAUCACCGCUCUCGCCCACAGACGUUUUCGGGCAUUUUCCUCCAAGAAUUCGAUCCAAAGGCAAACAAACUAGUCGGCCCUAGAAAGAACAUCUUUGAAGGAACGGACUUGGCUUUUGUUGAGGGAUCUCAUAUUUACAAACGUAAUGGAUGGUAUUACCUUUCGACUGCAGAAGGUGGCACGGGAUACAGCCAUGCCAUAACUCUUGCUCGAUCUCGCAAUGUCUGGGGCCCUUACGAGGUACACCCACAGAAGCAUAUCCUCACCUCGAAAGAUACCCCACACGCUGCUCUCCAAAGAGCCGGACACGGUCAGAUUGUCGAGACGCCAGAUGGCAAGACCUAUGUCGUGCACCUGACAGGUCGUCCCACUACACAGAAACGACGUUCGGUGUUGGGUCGAGAGACUGCUAUCCAGGAAGCUUACUGGGGAGACGAUGACUGGCUAUACAUCAAGAAUGGCCCUGUCCCAAGCUUAUACGUCGACCUUCCCGCCGAGCGCGAUGAUACAGCUUACUGGGAAGAGAAGAAAUACACUUUCAAGGAUACUCUACACAGCGACUUCCAAUGGCUUCGAACCCCCGAGCCCGAGCGCAUUUUCAACAUCAAAAACGAUCAGCUCGUGCUGACAGGUCGCGAGUCUAUCGGAUCCUGGUUCGAGCAAGCUCUCGUUGCUCGACGUCAAACGCAUUUUUCAUACGACGCCGAAACUGUUAUUGAUUUCUCUCCUGAAGACGAGCGCCAAUUCGCAGGUCUAACAGCGUACUACUGCCGUUUCAACUUUUUCUACCUCACAGUGACAGCUCAUUCUGAUGGUCAACGCGAGCUCCUCAUCCUCAGCUCGGAAGAGACUUUUCCAUUAGGCCGUCUCAACAAACCUUUUGCUGAGCCUGUGAAGAUUCCAAACGAGGGUAAAGUGAAGCUCGCUUUGACGAUUCGUGGAAGCAAAUUGCAAUUCUAUUACGCUCUUGAAGGGCAGGAGCUGACCAAGAUUGGACCUGUGUACGAUGCUUCGCUUUUGUCAGAUGAGUGUGGUGGACAUCCGAAUGAUGGAAGUUUCACCGGUGCCUUUGUGGGAAUGGCUGCUUCGGAUGUUAAUGGACUUGCGCUGGAGGCCAAGUUUGAUUAUUUUGUUUAUCGACCUGCUCAUGACGAUUCAGACCGAUAUGAUAUAUAA
Fusarium poae is the source of this 1614-nucleotide messenger RNA. RefSeq lists its product as uncharacterized. Gene Ontology annotation, biological process: carbohydrate metabolic process. The record is from RefSeq and is a predicted model, not a curated record. The transcript has a single exon. Lineage: Eukaryota; Fungi; Ascomycota; Sordariomycetes; Hypocreales; Nectriaceae. The coding region runs from base 1 to 1614 and encodes 537 amino acids. Gene Ontology annotation, molecular function: hydrolase activity, hydrolyzing O-glycosyl compounds.